CCGUGCGAUUUGUCAACAGUUCUUCAAGAUGGCUGCGCUGGCGGUGUUGAGAGGAGCGCUCCUCGUCGGGUUCUCGGUGUUUCUGACGCUCGUGCUGGGUUUCGGCCUGCCGUCCGUGCUCAACCUCUUCGCGCGAUCCUGCGGCUUUCCGGAGGCGAGCGUCACUGAGUGCAUCGUGCUCGUGUACGCGCUGUUCGUUCUGUAUGUAGCCGUACCGCGACUGCCCAGAGGAACUGUAAAGGUUGACGGGAAGGCUGUGCUCAUUACUGGCUGUGACAGUGGAUUUGGACAUGCGUUGGCUAAGCACUUGCAUAAGCUUGGCUUUACUGUGUUUGCCGGUUGUCUUUCAAAGGAUGGAGAAGGUGCAAAAGUUCUGGAAAAUCUUCAUUCGGAAAAGUUAAAGGUUGUACAGCUGGAUGUUUGCAAUGAGGAGCAGGUGUCCCAGGCCGUUGAGUUUGUGAAAGCCAACCUGGAAGACCCAGAGAAAGGAUUGUGGGCUAUUGUGAACAAUGCUGGGAUCUCAACCUUUGGUGAGGUGGAGUUCACAACCAUGGAGACAUACAAGCAGGUUGCAGAGGUUAAUCUAUGGGGAAUGAUCAGCGUAACCAAAGCCUUUCUGCCUUUUAUACGCAGGGCUAAAGGACGUGUGGUGAAUCUGGCCAGCAUGUACGGCAGAAUGGGAAACGCUCUCCGAUCCCCUUACUGUGUUUCCAAAUAUGGCGUGGAGGCUUUUUCUGACUGUCUCAGGUAUGAAAUGAAGACCUGGGGUGUCAAAGUGUCCGUCAUUGAACCGGGAAACUUUAUCGUGGCAACGGGCAUCCUUACACGCGAUAUAGUAACGUCAACGGCAGAGAAGCUAUGGAAGGAGGCGCCCCCCGGUGUUCAGGAGGAUUAUGGGAAGGCUCACUUUGACCAGCACAUGGCUCUCAUGCGUUCCUACUGCAACAGCGGCCAGCGAGAAAUAGAGCCGGUAUUAGAUGACAUCACAGAUGCAAUCACAUCGAAGCGGCCGUAUACGCGCUACAAUCCUAUGGAACCGCACUGGUGGAUCCGCGUGCAAGUAAUGACCCAUCUUGCAGGAGCCAUUUCAGACUUACUCUACUUUUAAUAUCCGCUCUCAUCACAUCAAUAUUAUAUGCCUUACAUUUAAUUAAACUAAAUCAGUAUUCAGUUUUGAUUUAGGUUUAAGAAGAAUCACACAGAGCUUAAAGAAAUAUUCUGGGUUUGCUACAACAGCAUUUGUGGCUUGCUGUCAAUCACCACACUGUACAAAUUGAUUCCUUGUAGCACUUGAAUGUUUAAGAUUAAACUUGAAUUAAUAAUUGAUUUCAACUUUUUGACUAGUUAGAAGUUGCUAUAACUUAAGCCCAUUCAACUUUAUUUUUUUAAUUUAUACCAACUCCUCACUAGUCAAGAAAGUUGAAAAGUUGUUUAAACUUAAAGGGGCGGUUUCCCAGACAGGGAUUAGACUAGUCCUAGACUAAAAUAAAUUUAAGAGGUUUCUAAACUGAAAACAACUUGCACUGAUAUAUCUUAAAAUACAUCAGUGCCCUUUGUUUGCCUAAAAAUGCACACAAGUAAUGUUUUUAGUAAGGCAUGUUUGUUAAAACUAGUUAUAUUUCCUAAUUAAACUAAGGCCUAGUCCUGGCUUAAGAUAAUCUCUGUUCGGGAAACCACCCCAAAAUGUUAAGUGUAACAAGGAUUUUUUUUACAGUGCACUGAUAAAAUUACUAAAAUGCACUCAGUCAGACUGAAUAUGAAGUUUGUAUUAUUUGUAUUUUUGAAAAAAAUAUGAAGUUGUAUUUUUGAGCAUUUGCAUUCUUUUGUAAAAGUAAACUCUAGUAAGCGGCAAACUGUAAAAUUUUGUUUUGUUUUUAUUUAGAUUUGUACAUGCAAUGUCUUAUGUGUCUAUGGAUGGCUGCGCAACAAAUUUACUUGGGUACUAAUAAAAUACCUACCUACACUGCAAAAAAAUAUCUUAGUAUUUUUGUGUUGUUUUCAGUAAAAAUAUCAAAAAAUUCUUAAAUUAAGAUGCUUUUUCUUGAUGAGCAAAAUGACUCAAGAAGAAGUCUAGUUUUUAGACCAAAAAUAUCAAAUUUAAGUGAUUUUGUGCAUAAACCAAGCAAAAAAUAUGCCAAUGGAGUAAGCAAAUUUUUCUUGAAUUUAGUGUUUAAGAAAAAUGUUCAAGAUUUUUUUACUUACCCCAUUGGCAGAUUUUUUGCUUGUUUUAUGCACAAAAUCACUUAAAUUUGAUAUUUUGGUCUAAAAACUAGCCGAAAAAGCAUCUUAAUAUAAGAAUUUUUAGAUAUUUUACUGAAAACAAGACAAAAAUACUAAGAUUUUUUUAGUGUACCUAUGCACCGUAAAAAAAAAAUGCAGCAUGAAGUUAAAAAAACUUGGUUUUGCAAGUCAAUUCAGAUUUGGCUUGUGUUAAGUUGACAUAUCUUAUAAAAUCAAAUUGAAGUUGUUUAACUUUUUAAUUUGUAUAAAAUUUUAGUUAAGUUAAAGUAACAUCAAAAAAUAUGUUUAAGUCUAGGUUUUAGACAAAAAAACUAUCAAAUUUGUUCAUAAAACAAACAAAAAAAUUAAAUUUUUUAAGUUAAAGUAACAUAAAAAAAAUAUUUGACAAAAAUGCUGCCUAUUUUUUUACAGUGUACCUACCUACAUUUUUUUGUUAAUUUUCACAAAGAUCAAAAUAAUCCCGUGUUGUACUGGACAGCAGGCCACAUGUCUUAACCUUAAAAACUGCUGGGUUAUUCUUCAACCCAGCGUUGGGUUGUAACUUAACUUAUGCUGUGUUGUGUUAACCCAUUGUUAUUGUCCUGGUUUAUUUAACCCAACAACUAAAUUCGUCCCUUAUUGACCCAACGCUGGUUUGAAAAUAACCUUGCUUUUUUUAAGAGUAAGAUUAAGCUGUAUUUACCAGAAUAUUUCAAACGUUUGCACUUUGAUUCAAUUUUUAUUUAUCAUAUUUUAGGUCAAUUAAUAGUUAAACGUUUUGGCAAUUUCAGAGUAUUUACAAAGUAUUUUAUUUUGAUGUAAUCAUGCGGAUAUUCCCAUUAAGAUAUGUGAAUAACCAGCGGACUAAAGCCAGAAAUAGUGAAAAGCACAGUUAGAAGACAGCCUUCGUUGACAUUAAAAUCCUCAGUGGUUCAGUAUGAACUGGAAAGACCAAUGAGAAAAAGAGGACGCCUGUGGUUCCUUCAUUGCUUUAUGAUGAGAAAUUCAAGUGAUUGAGAUUUUGACAGGGUGAGCAUACUUUCCCUUAUGCAUUUCAUACAUCUUUUCCAGAAGAAUCUGGCAUAUUUUAACAUAUUAUUAGAAGGAAACAUGCAUGCAAAGGCUGCAUCCCAAUUCACAUACUUUUAAUAUGCCUAAAAUGUAUGUAUAUUUUUGGUCAUGCUACAUAACAAGACGCCGCAGUUCUGAUAUUAUGAAGAAGAGAAAGUACAUUUUGUAUCUUCUUCGAGUUUGUAGGGAAGCAUUAGCAUCUAGCAAACAUGCACCUCAAAACCUUUUCAAUAUUGGGAUAUAUGGGAUGCUCCACUUCUAAUUUAAUUUAGUGUGAAUAAUAUGAAAAUUGGGAUGCAGCCAAAUAAACGAAUGAAGAGAGUGCAUGUUGUUUAUAGGAGUAUCCUCUUAUGUUGGCCAGUAGAGGGAGCAGUUGAUCUAUAGGACCUGUAGCAGUUACUCUCUUAAAGGGACAGUUCACCCAAAAAUGAAACUUGUGUCAUCAUUUACUCUCCCUUGUGUUGUUACAAACCUAUAUUAAUUUCUUUGUUCUGAUAAACAUGAGAGAAGAUAUUUUGAGGAAUAUUUUAGUUACAGACAUCCUCCGUGUUCAUCAGAACAAAUACAUUUAUACAGGUUUGUAACAACAUGAGAGUGAGUAAACGAUGACAAUAUUUUCAAGUGUUAUGGACCAGAUAUAUAAUAGUAUUAUCAAACUAUAAAUAGAUUACCAUCAGUGUUUGCAUGGCUUUCUUGCUUGAUAUCCUCUCGAUGUGAACUGCAUGACAUUUUGUAAGACUAAAGAAACCCUUUAGCACUCAAAUUUGUUCAUGUUUUGUUUUCGUCAUUUCGGGGAUGUCCCCUGGCUUCAGUUGAGAAAUCUUGGGUAGUAUGUUCUGUAUUAAGGGAACAAUAUAGACACGCGUCAUUGUUUUGUCGUAAUGAUCACAUGGCAUACAUACGUUCCCUCUCAGGUCCUUUCUUUUCUUAAAUCACAGACAAGUUUGAACGUUUUGAAUUGUUUUUGAAAAUCUGAAGUAAUUAAUGUGAAGUUCAUUUCAGAUUUGACAUUUCCACAUUGUACUGUGAAUUAAAGACUUUCAGUGUAAUCUAUGGAAAUGCAGAACAAACUGGCAGUGCCAUAACGCGUGGCAUGAAAAAGAUGUGAUUUUGUAUGAAAAAUAUCAACUACAACUACAGUUUUAUUUUUUAAUAAAUGCUUGCUUAUACGUAGGAUGUCCAGAAUAAAACAUUCAAAAAACA
Molecule: messenger RNA, 4494 nt
Organism: Misgurnus anguillicaudatus (oriental weatherfish)
Lineage: Eukaryota; Metazoa; Chordata; Actinopteri; Cypriniformes; Cobitidae
Gene: bdh1
Product: 3-hydroxybutyrate dehydrogenase, type 1
Biological process (GO): steroid metabolic process
Cellular component (GO): intracellular membrane-bounded organelle
Molecular function (GO): oxidoreductase activity
Source: RefSeq, a predicted model, not a curated record